AUGGCCAGAUAUACACCAACAGAAUAUCACAUUGUUAUUGAUAAUUCAAAUGUGUUUCUUGGUGCUCAAUUAAUACGUAAUGAAAAAACUGGAGUAACUGAAAUGAAUCCAGCUACUCGUGUAAAUGUUGGAUAUCUUACAAAAAAAAUUGAAGGGGGGCAACAAGUUCUUGUUUUGGUUACUGGCGAUGGAAAUACGAACUAUAAUCGAGGCGGUUUUUUAAAUGUCGUAGAGAUAGCAUUGAAAGAUAAAUGGAAUGUAGAACUUUGGUCAUGGGAACUUUCAUUGAGUCAAAGAUUUUUCGAAAUUAAGAAGUUGUUUCCAACUCAAUUGACAAUUAAAUAUUUAGAUCCUCAUAGAACAAACAUUACAUUUGAAGAAAGAGUCAGACAAAACUGA
This is a messenger RNA of Adineta steineri, 399 nucleotides long. The record is from the annotation of a GenBank genome assembly. Lineage: Eukaryota; Metazoa; Rotifera; Eurotatoria; Adinetida; Adinetidae.